ACGACCUUACUUGAACAGGAUCUGUUCUAUAGGCUCGUACCUCUGUAUCCUUAAGUUCUAAGGAGACAGGAACUGAAGUCUGGUGGAUGAACCAUGACCCUGUGAUCAGAGCGUGAUUAACGGUAGUGUUGACUCAGUUUACGGACUGUGUUCAUCACCUCCUGUAGAGGAUCGUUCCCGUUCUAGCGAAUUGGGAUGGUCGCAGGGUUGUCUGACAGACUCCCAUAUAUUUUUUAAACAUAUCCAUACGUUUUGAGUUAACUAUAAACAUAAGAUAGCUGACAUGCAAGGAAAGACGCAAACAAUUACUAUAUAUAAUUGCCCCUACUUUCUCAAUGAUACCUUUUAUAGCGUUACCAUUUGGCGUUAAGCAUUCCUUUACCCUUUCAUUCGUUUUUGUCAAUCUGUCAGCAUUGGUCACCACCAUCAAGCAAGGAAAGACGCAAACAAUUUCGAUUUCAGAUUCUUAUUUUGCCACUUUUAUCCAUAACGACAACAACCCCAUCAACAGAGCAAGGAGAAUUAUACGACAUUAGUUAAUUUUGGCCACACCACCACCACCUUUGUGUUGUGCACUUUGAUCUUGGGACAAAGUUGAUUUUGUUUUUCAUUAAGGGAGACUUGGCUUUGUGGUUGAGCUAGCAAAUAUUCGUGUCUGUGUGUGUGUGUGUUUUUUUUUUUCUUUGAUGGGUGUUUCAAUUGGUUCACAAUCACAAAAUGGUUCAGGGGGUUCCUUCAAGUUUUUAACUAGGAGGAAGCAGGUUGAUUCUCAAAGUAGGAAUUACUCUCAGCCUUCUCUUGCCAGGGAGUUAACUGUUCCUCAUCUCAUUGCUAUUGGUGUUGGUUCAACAAUUGGUGCUGGAGUGUAUGUUCUGGUGGGAACAGUUGCACGGGAGCAUGCUGGACCUGCUUUGGCCAUUUCUUUUCUGAUUGCUGGAUUAGCAGCUGGUCUUUCUGCCUUUUGUUAUGCAGAGUUGGCUAGUAGAUGCCCUUCUGCAGGGAGUGCAUAUCACUAUUCAUACAUAUGUAUUGGAGAAGGUGUUGCUUGGUUGAUUGGUUGGUCCUUGAUUUUGGAAUAUACAAUUGGCAGUGCUGCUGUUGCUCGUGGCGUAACCCCCAAUUUGACUGCACUUUUUGGUAAGGAGAAUUUACCAGUGUUCAUAUCGCGGUACCAUAUUUCUGGAAUGGAUAUAGUUGUAGACCCAUGUGCAGCAAUCUUGGUAUUACUUGUUACAGGACUCUUGUGUCUGGGCAUCAAGGAGAGUACAGUGGUACAAGGAAUAGUGACAGCAGUGAAUAUAUGUGCAUUGCUUUUUGUCAUAGUAGCUGGUGGUUACAUGGGAUUCAAGUCUGGUUGGCUUGGAUAUGAUCUUCCUAUGGGACUUUUUCCCUUUGGUUUUAAUGGGAUACUAGCUGGUUCUGCCACAGUAUUCUUUGCAUACAUAGGCUUUGAUGCAGUUGCCAGCACUGCUGAAGAGGUGAAAAAUCCUCAACGAGAUUUACCCCUAGGUAUUGCAGGUGCAUUGUUUCUUUGCUGUGGGAUAUAUAUGAUGGUGUCCCUUGUUGUAGUUGGUUUAGUACCUUAUUAUGCAAUUGAACCGGAUACACCAAUAUCUUCUGCAUUUGCUGAACAAGGAAUGGAAUGGGCAGCUUACAUUAUAAAUGCUGGUGCUUGCACAGCUCUCUGUUCAGCAUUGUUGGGUGGGAUACUUCCCCAGCCACGAAUUUUGAUGUCUAUGGCAAGAGAUGGAUUGCUGCCACCUUUUUGUGCUGAUAUAAAUAAGAAGACUCAGGUUCCUGUUAAGGGCACAAUAGUUACUGGCAUUGUGGCUGCAGGCUUGGCAUUUUCUAUGGAAGUCUCUGAAUUGGCAGGGAUGGUUAGUGUGGGUACACUUUUAGCAUUUACCAUGGUGGCAAUGUCUGUGUUGAUCCUAAGAUAUGUCCCUCCAAAUGAAGUCCCGCUGCCUCCAUCUCUCAAGGAUUCAAUUGCUUCAGUGUUGAAGCGGUAUAGUUUGAGCAGUUCAGAUACAAAUGUGGGAGACGUAGAUGCUAAUACUUCUGAGCACACAAAGCCUUUGAUCGUUAAGGAGGAUGUUUCAGUUGAUUUUACCAAACAUUUUUCUGGAGGAAACCAUAUAGUUGAAGCUGAAAGGCGAAAAGUUGUUGGGUGGAUCAUAUCACUGAUCUUCUUAGGGGCGUUUGUCCUUACAUAUGCAGCUUCAGAUUUCACUCUUCCUAGUUCUGUUCGCUUUGCAUUGUGUGGAGUUGGAGCUGCUAUUCUUUUGUGUGGUUUUGUUUUCCUAAUCAGAAUAGAUCAAGAUGACGCAAGACAUGACUUUGGGCACACUGGAGGUUUUAUUUGCCCAUUUGUGCCACUGCUUCCGAUAGCUUGCAUUCUCAUAAAUUCCUACUUACUUGUUAAUCUUGGAUAUGGUACAUGGUUGCGUGUUUCUAUAUGGAUGGGAACAGGACUACUAGUUUAUGUCUUUUAUGGCCGAACUCAUAGCUUUCUAAAAGAUGCAAUUUAUGUGCCAGCAGAGCAAGUGGAUGAAAUUUAUCAAACUUAUAGAAGCAGUACUGGUUAAUUUCUUCCAUCUCAAGCCAAAGAAAAUAUUGAACACGUAAUCCCUGUACAGGAAGUGCCUCUCAGCUUAGGGUCAUGUACAUGUUUUCUUUUAGAGAAGAAUGUCAUUGUGGUAUGCCUUAAAUUAUCUCUCACAUAUUCACCAUUGUUUAGCAGUUGUACAAUACAUCUUGAGAAACUUGGGGCAUGCUAUGUAGAUAUAUAUUCAACUUUAUACUUUAAAUCUCCUCAAUUUUUUUUUUUUUGCUCUGGAAAAAUUAGAACACCAGAGAAAUCUAUGCUAUAACAAUCUAAUAUAUCAGUGUCUCCAAACACACAUUUAGU
Molecule: messenger RNA, 2908 nt
Organism: Vigna radiata var. radiata (mung bean)
Lineage: Eukaryota; Viridiplantae; Streptophyta; Magnoliopsida; Fabales; Fabaceae
Product: cationic amino acid transporter 2, vacuolar
Exons: 14
Coding region: 687-2585 (632 amino acids)
Biological process (GO): transmembrane transport; amino acid transport
Cellular component (GO): membrane
Molecular function (GO): amino acid transmembrane transporter activity
Source: RefSeq, a predicted model, not a curated record